This is a messenger RNA of Bradysia coprophila, 3595 nucleotides long. It is a transcript of the gene HPS4, whose product is annotated as Hermansky-Pudlak syndrome 4 protein. Gene Ontology annotation, molecular function: guanyl-nucleotide exchange factor activity; small GTPase binding. Gene Ontology annotation, cellular component: lysosomal membrane; BLOC-3 complex; cytoplasmic vesicle. The record is from RefSeq and is a predicted model, not a curated record. Gene Ontology annotation, biological process: protein targeting; vesicle-mediated transport; melanosome assembly. NCBI's taxonomy places the organism in Eukaryota, Metazoa, Arthropoda, Insecta, Diptera, Sciaridae.
UCCCUUUUUUAUUGAUACAAAAACAACAGUUUCGUUGUCACCAUAAUAUGUGUCUAGAGUCAGUGAAUCUGUUCGGAAUCCAUUUGUUACGGAAAUAUUUUCUUUCUCGUAACAAUCUUAAUUGAUCAACCAAGUAACUAACAGCAUCAUUUUGCGACAUUUGCGAAUUUACUCGCAGUUUUAUUGAUCGUUUUUCGAUCGACAACGACAGCAAAUUACAAAUCGACCAGCAAAAAUGUCUAAGGAAAUGAUGAUUGUUUUCGUCUACGACACAGAAAUUUGUCAAGAUGAGGCAGACGAUCCGGUCAAAGCCGUACUGUAUUUCCAUCCGAGCUGGGUAUCGGAUUCUCAGAAAUUGUCACUAUGUGGACAACUGAUGGGAACAGCUCAGUUUCUGCGGCAGAGUUUUUCCCAACCGAAGAUCAUAUCUUUGCAGAAUGGGAAGUUUGUGCUGAAGGAAUUCGGUAGAUUCGUCUUGGUUGUUGGGUCCGACAGAAAUCAGUCGACGUCAAUUCUGGAACAUCGAGCGGAAUUGUUGUCGUCGAUGGUUCGAUUAUUUCAUUGCGACAUUCAGACAGUGUUCGAUCAGUUUGCUAACACCGACGAUCACUACAAAAGUCUGUCCGAUAAGCUCUAUCACACAUUCGAAACGGUUUUGCCCAUCUUACAGUACAAUGGGAACGUGUUUCAGAACAUGCCCAUAUCGCGACUGCCAAAGAGUGCUAGCAACAUAUUUCUGGACUCGAUGCAAACGCUACAGAGUUGCCAACAAAUGAAGGGCGUUCUCGGCGGAGCAAUAUUUUACAACAACAAAGUCGUCGCUACUCAGCUGUCGCCGGACAUAACCAAGAAUCUGGUCCUCACCGAUCCAUUUCGUAUUAAAACGACAGCCGAAAACCUCUCUGUCGAAUUUCACGUUCCAAUUGGCGUACAAUUGAUCGCCCUAUUCAUUCCCGUCAAAGAAUACCGAAAACUGAGCCUCGCAUCGCAGCGCGCCCAAUCGAUAACAAAUCAGAAUGCCAAUCCCAUCGCACCGUUUCAGUUCAAGAAGAAAAUGAAGCGCGACAAGUCAAUCAUUUUCACGAACAUUCCGGAGGAAGGUGUUGCCGAAGUGGACACCGUCGAUGCAAAGAAACCGUCGAAAAUGCCGUCACAGCGACCGAAUCACCUUCCGUUACGGUUCAAGAACAUCACAUCAAGGGACAUUCCGGAAAGUGGAUUCAGUUCGAUCAAUUUCGAUGAAACGGACAGUUUUCCGCAGUUUAUUGGGAAAACGAGUGUGUCGUCGACGCCGAUGACGGAAAAUAAAGUCUUGCACGGUACCAUAAUGCCGAUCUGUGCGAAUACAGAUCUGCCAGACAUUGCCGAGACGAACAAACAAAGCGAGGUGACGGAAAAAUUGAACAAAUUCAAUUUGAACAAAUCGGUCAGUACCUUCAUUAACAAUCCGUUUCGAAUUGAAAAGCGCCGAAAUUCGAUGACUGACUUGCAAGACUCAUUGAAGAAAAUAUCGAAACGUUUGUCGAUUCGAACAUUCGGAAUUGGAUUAACGAAAUUGGAUAAAGCCGAACCAGAUGCGGUGGAAAUGGACGACAUUGAUAUUGAUGAUGCCGAAUCGAGGACAUAUCGAACAAUCACCGAUCCCACGUAUCCAGUCUUUAACAGCAACGGCGCCCCGAUUUCGAAGUAUUUAUUUCAAGACAUUCUCGAACGACAAAACGCACUGAACGCCAAAGCGAACGAAAUUGACGAAAACACGUUUACACUGGAUGGGUUCGAUGGUGAGAUGAACGAUUCGCCGGUCGAUCAUCCGAAUGAUACAAGCGCAGUCGUUCCGAAAACCGAUGUCGUACCCUUGAAGCCGAACAAAAUCGCUUUGAAUCUUCCACUAAAGUCGCUGUCGUUCGACAGUCAAACUCUCACCGAUCCAACAGCCGUGGCCAGUACGAAUAUUUUCGAUCUGCCAGCUCAGCGAAAAAAGCUGUCUGGCAUUCAGUUGACUCCAUUGAUGACGAAACUGUCGAUACUGGCGAUGAAUGAUGAACGUUCCAGUGGAUUCUCGAGUUGGGACACAACGCCAGGCGUUGACUUGGCAACGCCAUCGGAUGGUGCAAAAAUGUUCCGCAGACGUUCUUCGGUCAAAUGUGAAGAUAUUAUGGACAGUGUCGAUGAACGAAGUCUCAGCAUUCAGCGCCAGCGAGUGGAAACCUUCAUUUGUGGCCAGCAAAAUAUGACCCUGUUGCUGUUGUUGGAAGAGAACUCUUGCCAGAAGCGGGAGCUUGUGCAAUCAAUGUUCGACAUCUGUGUCUCCCGCUUAACGCGUCUGGAAGCUAGUCUCAAUCAAAUUUUGAAUGUGAGUGUGGAUGGGGACAAAAGUGAGGGCAAUUACAGUUUUCUGUCGGUCGAUCCGAACUGGGAUACAUUGCAAAGGUGCGGUCCAUGGUCGAACAAGGACCUCGAGCAUGUGGAACAGAUGCGACAUGACUUUGUUAGGAUGAACAACACAACCGACAUGAUCCUAAGAACCGAAGACGCAGUUGUAUAUGGCUACCGAUGUGGUCAAUCGGGCAUCUUCUACAAGCAAAGUUCAGCGACACAAAAUGGACUACCCGCGCCCGCUGAUGUUAUGGGCACUAUUUCGGUAUCGGCUAAGCGACGUCUCGAGCGCGAUCAUUCCAUUAUUUUAAUGUAAAAACAAAUCCAUUGUUGCUACUAAGUCGCCGUGUUCGCCAGCAGAGUCGAUCAAAUUCCUAGCUGUCUCGGUAAUCCAAGCAACGUUGCAUUACGAUUGGUUUACCUAAACUAAUAAUUCGGUUGUCGAUCAGCGAUGACCAACAUUUUUACGAGCAGCUUCCGGCGAGUCAUUUUUGCUUUCAAAUUUUUAUGUUGACAGAAAUGUGUAGCUGAGAUGCUUUGCUUGGUUGUCAUUGUUCGUAAAAGUUAUCAUAAAUGAAUGGAGCGAAGUUUCUAGGUGUGCUGAAGGUGAAUUGUUUGAUUGAGCAAAGCAAGUAUCGCUGUAAAUGUUGCUUGAGCAUGGGUGGUGUCUAGAUGGGUGUCAACCGACAGUUUCAAGUUGUUAAAAAAAAUUGUCAACAUUAUGAACAGGCGAAAAGACUAUUUGAUUCGCGCUGUGUUUGAUCACUUGAUCACUUGAAGCGAAACCAUUCCGUUUUUUAUUGAAUAAGUCAACCAUAGUCAGAUCACUGUAUGUGGCUGACUGCUCGUCGUUGUAGUGUUUACUUGUUGUGUAAGUUGUCGGGUGGGAUGUGAAACACAAAAUUCUACUUUAUUAUUACUAAGCCAUAAUCGACACGAAGUAAAUUUGUGCCAAAUAUGAAUGUUUAAGUUAAUGGUCGUGUCGUAGUCAAUGUUCCUUUCGUUAAAAUUACCAAAAAAUUUAUAUUUAUGAAAUAAAAGAAACAAAAAAUCUUAUUUUUAACUAGAGAACUAAGCCAUUUUAAGCAGUGAUGAAAGACAAUUUUUUCUUCUGAUUGUCGUCUUCAUCAUGUUUUCAUUUCAUCUCAAAUUACCAUCAGUUAGUGCAUGUAAUGCCGCUGAAGAAUAAUAAAUAUAAAUGAAAAAUGUUUGAAGUGUA